Messenger RNA from Epinephelus fuscoguttatus (brown-marbled grouper), 9863 nucleotides. It is a transcript of the gene rusc1, whose product is annotated as RUN and SH3 domain containing 1. The transcript is spliced from 13 exons. The coding region runs from base 253 to 5913 and encodes 1886 amino acids. Gene Ontology annotation, molecular function: protein binding. NCBI's taxonomy places the organism in Eukaryota, Metazoa, Chordata, Actinopteri, Perciformes, Serranidae. The record is from RefSeq and is a predicted model, not a curated record. Gene Ontology annotation, cellular component: cytoplasmic vesicle.
UGCUCGCGAGAAGACAGAUGCUGAGGCUGUUAACGUCGGGGAGAGAGAUUCACAUUCACACGGACUGGGAUGUGAAAGAGCCCGACGAGAUGGAGACCUUCAUCCAUCUUUACAGGAAUCUGAUCGAUCUUGGGAGUCAAGCCAAGAUGUGACCGUCACGGCGCGUCAUAGUUUGGAUCUGUCCUGCCUUUACAACACUUGUUUCUAUAGCAACAGAAAUAUCAGAGCAUCCUUAAAAGCCUCAUUCCCACAAUGCAGUCCUCUAGCUGCUCCUCUCAGCCCCCAAAGCCGCGGCGCUUUGACGCCAGCAGGCGGGCCAAUACAGUAGCUGGACCAAAGUCUCAUGGCCCCGGUUUCCAGAGGGAGGAUAAAAACAUGAACACAAUCACCACGUCCUCCCCACGCCGGGCUACUAAAGGCCCCGCUGCACCCACCAGGACCAGGGUGGGCGUGCAACCCCGAGCGCCAGUAAGUCAGUCCAGGUUUGGCUCACAAAAACAGGGUCCCACCAUCUCCAAAUCUGCUAAGCCCAAACCCAAGAGUGCUCGUGCAUCAGCUGCAACCAAAAUCGCACCAGCAGCCGCUCCACCUCCGCUUCCCUCUGUUCUCCCUCUUGACCCAAACUGCAACGAGCCGAGCCUCCCGUGUCUGUGCUGCGAUGGCCGCUCCCCGCAGGACAACAACAGUAUGUUUAAUCAUAACCACAACAACAACAACACCAUCUCUAUCAGACAGCAACUGCAGCUACCGCCUCCUCCGGCCCCGUUGCCCCAGAGGCAGGAUGGGAAAGGGGCCAAGGAGCAGCCUCAGCCUCCCUCCCAAGCAAAGGCCCAGCUGGAAGCCUCCGCCCGUCCUGCUGCCAGUCUGGAAAAUGAAGGCAAGAAUGCAGACAAAAGUGCUGAUCUAGACAACAAGAAAAAUGUAAAAGUAGAGGACGAAGACGACGAGGAAGAGAGCAGUGGAGAUAUUGACAUUGAUGAUGAUGAAGAGGAGGCUGAAAAUGAUGAUGACGACGACGAUGAUGAUGACACCCUGGUCCCCUCAUGCUGUGACUGUCCCCCCUCCCUCCUGGAGUUCUCGCUCUCCUCUUCUACCUCCUCAUCCUCCACUUCCAUCAGCUCCUGCUCUGAUCUGGAGUCUGACUGUGCAGAUCAAUCCGCCUCCAUCUGCUCUUCCCACGACCAAGACAAUCUAUCUGUCGCUCUGUCCCCCAAAGAAUGCUCUCUCCCACAAGCCCCUGAAUGCCAGCCUCCUGCGCGUUCGCCCCCAUCCAUCCCUCUUAGCCGCAUUCCCUUCGUCUUAACAUCGCAUUCCCCGAUUUCCCCUUGCUCCCCAGAUGAGGGCUACCCCUCCGCCCUGGACUCCCCUUCUCCUGACUAUUUGGGAGUCAAAGGUGAUUCUGAGGUCACAAAACUUGGUUUGCUUGACUUCCUAGAAUCGGUUGGGGAGUUUGGGAAAAUGGAGCGCUUCAGCCAGGUGAUCCAAGUGGCUCGUUGGGAUCUGGAGGGGGAACAGCACUGGGAUGUUCUGAGGGAUUGGCUCGAUCACCUGGAUCGCUUGGAGAAGGUGAACAGGGAGGUCAAACUGGCCUACAUAGCCAGACUCCAUGAGAAGGGAUUUGAUCUUGGAGAUCUGGAAGAGCAGGAUCUCUCUGAUGUCAUGGACGAAAUGGGCAACAUCGACAUUCCAUGGAAGUUGUAUAAAAGUGGCAGAGGAGCGAUGGGAGACUCUCAGGAGUUCUCAGAUCCAGGGGUCGACCUCACGGCUCCGUCAGACUGCGAGGAUCCUCUGGCUCCAGAUUCCCUCACCCCUUCUCCUGUUGAGCCGCCACCUAGACCCCCCAAACCUCCAGCGCGUCAUGCCAGCGUCAGCUCUGACCUCCACACCUACAUCAAUAUCAGCAGGGAGACCACCUCCAUGGCCGUCUCCACCUCUCCUACACUGUCUACCUUCUCCCCAAACUCCACAUCCCCAACAUUCACCACUUUUAGAUGUGAGAAACCCCUACCUCCAUCUCCACCCUCUAUUCCUCCUCUCCCCACCUCUAAACCAGUCCCUUACCUCACCCUUUACACCACCCCUUCUCCACCCCCAGCUAUCCCCACCCCAACUCCUCCCAUCCCUCCUCCUCGGAAGCGCCAUCUUGCCAGGAAGGAGGCCCAGCGGCUCGCUGCUCUUCAAGCCGCCGAACAGGAAAAGACCCCCCUUUCCCUUCCUCCUCCCACCACACGUCCUCCACCUCUGCCUCCUCCGCCAGUUAUUUCAAUCUCCUCCUCAACUCCACCUGCCAUACCACCUCCACCUGCCCUGCCUCCUCCCCCGUCCUUCCAUGCUUUAGAUGUAGAGAUUCGGAAGCUGUUGAUGCUCGCUGGAUUGACCCAAGCUGAGCUCCUCAAACUCAGCCCAGAGCUCGGUGUUUGUGUUGGAGGGUUGGAGGACGAGGGAGAUGGAGAUCAUGUCACCUCGUCCAGGUCUGUGGAGCCACACGAGUUCAGACUAAAAGAGAGGGAGGAGAAGGAGUUUGACGGAUGGAGCAGUAGAGGCAAGUUGGAUGGAGAUUGUAGAGCAGAUAUUGCUGAAGAGGGCAAAAAGAAAGAAGAGAGCACACAGAGAACCACCUCGUUCACUGAGAUGGCGAGGAGAAGGAAGAGGAACAGCGGUCUGACCUCCGACCCUUACUACAGCACUGGUUUUAGCAAUACACAUGAAACUAAAGCAAAGAAUAUGAGCUUUGAGUCUUUCCAGUAUCCCUCCGAGGUACCGGAUUCCCCUCCCCCUCCUCCUCCCCCGCCUCGCCCCUUACCACCAAUCCCCCCAUCUGUGCCCCCCCACAAAGUCAGCACUCUCCAGGCUAACUCUGCACAGCCUGAGCGAUUUGACUGGCUCAUAGCAUUCACACCUGACUGUGAUAACCCACCGCAACCCCCACCGCAGCCUCCACCGCUGGCAAUGAGAAAAUCUCACGUGGAAACUCAAAAGAAGUCCAGCUCGUCAGGGUCAACUCCGGGGUCAGCUCCAAAGGUCACGACUUUUAAAGAGCUGCGCUACCGCAACAAGAACGCCUCGCCCCAGACAAAGGUGAUCACCGACCCAGACCCUGACCCCACAGUUAUCACCCCAGAUCCAGAUAUACUGUACAACCUGAGGUGGAGAAGAGAGAAGCAAGGCGGCGACGGCAACCAAUGGGAGUACACCUCUCAGGCUCAGGCCUUCUUCAUGCAGCCACCCCCAGCCCUCACCUCAAUGGCUGCUCUGAAGGAAAUGCUCCAGAGAGCUGACGAGGAGGGGAGACAACCGGAGCUGUGCCCAUCCCAGAAGAUUGGCUGCUCGGUCAGUGACAGCAGCCUGUGGACCAUGGGCAGAGAGUGGGAGGGUGAAGAAGUCAAGAGGGAGGAAAAGGAAGGGAAAGAGGAAGAGGAGGAAGAGGUGGAGGUGGAGGUGAGAGGACGAGCCGAUGGAGAAAGGACUUUUGAAACAAGAACUUCAGUUUCCUCCCCCCCACUGUCCCUCGCCCAGCCCUCCCAACCCUACUUCCUCCACGCUGCCCUCCCUCCUCCCUACCGCCCAGGCUACUGUAACUCCCAGCCCGUUGCAGAUCCCAGACCCCACAGCCAUGUAGGCAGGGAGUCCACAGACGGACGAUGUAGCACACCUGCUGCCAGCUCAGCUUCUAUCCACAGAGAUGAUUCCAGCACUGAGAUAAGCUCCGGCUUUAACUAUGAAUCUCUGGCUGAUUUUGGUGUAGACUCUCCUUGUGAUUUUGGGAAUAACACACACUUUGCAUCUGACUCUAUCUGUAAUUUUGAUUCCCUCUACUGCAGCGACUCAGAGACACACACCAAGUCACCUGUUAGUGGCCCCACAGAGGCUCCAGGCUGCACCACCCCGUAUAAGAACAUAGAUGUCAUGAUGACAUGUUCAAACAGUGCGAAGGAUUCAUUGUACUCAGAGAAGCACUCGCACGCAGACCACAACAGCAACAAGGCCAGGACAUAUAAAGAGCUUCCCCCUCUCCCCACAUAUUACCUGUACCACCCUAAAAACUGCCCGCUACACAGGGGUGCCCCUCCUCGCCUCUCCCCUAUCGGAGCCCUCUCCCCUCCCCAGCGCUCUGGAGCGCCCCCUCCAGGCGCCUCAGGCUCCUCCCUCAGCUCCCCGCUUUUCCCCCGCUCUCACACCUUGCCUGCCCUUGCUGCUCCCCUCUACUAUCCAAACCUCUACCCUCCUAUACCGCCCAGGGCGCCCCCCCUACCCCCAAAACUCUACCAGGCUCCUCCGCAGUCACGCGUGGCGACUGUUCGCAGUGUCUCAUUCGCUGGCUCUGUACAGAGGACAGAGACGUCCUGGAUGGGCGAAGAUGUGAAGCAUCCAAUGAGAGGUCUGGGCCUGUCCUCUCUGUGCCUGCAGGAAAAAAAAGCUCUUGUCAGUGCGGUCAGUGUGGCAGUGGAAGCCAUCUUGGCCCAGUUCAGCUCUUCCAGGACUGUAGUUCAGAAGUCUCUCUCAGUUAACAAGGCCUUAUCAGGAGACAGCACCAUAAAUCCAUCUCUGGGCCGUCUGGUGCUGCAGUGCCUCUGCCCUGCCCUGCACAGCUUGCUGACCGACGGCUUGAAACCCCACCAGAGUGACCUGAUUGCAGGCAGGAGGCCAAAUUCCGCCUGGGGUCUGGUCCAAGCCUCAACUAGGCCAGGUCCUAAAACUCAAGCAUUGUUCAACCUACAAGAUCGUGUUGGAGAGCUGCCGCAGCUCAGACAGAGCAAACACAGGUUCAACGCUUUCCUCCUUGGCUUACUGAACACCAAGUUCCUUGAUUUCUGGCUGUCUCACCUUCAGUCUUGCAGUGAUGUGCUGGAGACAUAUUACCGUCCCACCUCCUUUAUGCGUCUGUCCCUGACCACCUGCCAGCCUCUGUUCGAGGAGCUGCUCCUCGUGCUGCAGCCUCUCAGCCUGCUGACCUUCAACCUCGACCUGCUCUUCCAGCACCACCACUUAGAGCCCGACAGUCACAGUCCAGAGAUCCCCAGUCCACCCUGUCAGGAUGCUGCAUUCCCACAUUCAACAGAGGGGGCCCAAGCCAAACUUACAGGCUGCAGAUACAUCGAAAGCCUGUCAGAGGUGGACUUUGGAAGCCGAGAACAUCGGGCAGCCAAAGAGAAAACAUCACCACUGGGUAAUCCAAAGAACGUAGGAUCAGGGGAGUCGACACACAGCAGCGCUGCACCCGUAAAGGCUUCGGUCACACUCGGGCAGACAAGUCCUCAGCUGCUGUGGGUGCAGGAGAAGGAAAUCGGAGACUUGCCUCCUCCUGAUGUUGAGGAGGACAGCCUCGCUCAGCAGGCGGGACAGGUGAUCCAGCAGGGAUGGGGGGCUAUGAUGCGCUGGGGAGGCAGACUCAGUCAGAACCUGGCUGAGCUGAGCCUGAAGAAGGAGGAGAUAAGGACAGAUCUGCCGGGCCUCCAGGCCCAAGCAGGGAGUGAUUUCGCUCCAGUCAGCGGUGGUGCUCAGGUUCCCUGGGGUCUGGGGCGGCUCUUCGGAGCCUCGAAAAGCCCCAACAGCCCACCAGGUCACACACCACCAACAAGGCGUCCCUCUCAGUGGCUGGCUCCUGGUGUCACCGCACUGACCCGAAUGGUGAGCAGCAACUCCACCCCGGUAAUAAGGAGGGCCCCGGAGCCCAAGGGAGAGAGUGAGCCAAAGUCAGAGAAAGACACCGAUACACUGGAGAUGAAGGACAAACCCAGACCACUCAGGUCAGUACGAACGCUGUGUGACCACUCUGGAACGGGCUUGGAGCUCAGCUUCUGCAAAGGGGAGGAACUGGUGGUGUUGGGGGGAGUCGAUCAGGACUGGAUUCGCUGUCGUCAGGGAGACAAAGAGGGGCUGGUACCUAUUGGCUACACCUCCCUCAUCAUGUGACUUCGGCACCAUAACUGCUGCACUCAAUCAAUAAUAAUAAUUUAAAAAAAUCAAAACAAAUAUAUAUAUUUUAGGCGAGUGUUGAGAGGUUAUGGUGAGGCUCCACUACUCUAAGAAGGGAUAUUUCACGCUCGCUCUGUUCAAGUUUGAGUUGACUGCAUAACACCAUCUGUUCUGCUUUACGUGCAUCAGGAGCAGUCUGCAGCCCUCUCCCUUCAUGAACAUAUGGGAGUUUUUCUCCCCAUCACAAUCCAUCCAGUUUGGUAGCAUUAAACUAAUGGAUGUUAGCAGCAGGAAUGCAGCAGAUGGUGUGAAAUAAUGAAGUCAAAUUUGGACCGUUUCAUACUGGAAGACCUUUGAUCUCAGAGUGAAGUAUCCCUUUUAAACAUCCUUUUUCCCAAUUUCUGCCUCCCUUGUCAGCUGCUGAUCUGAAAAUGAUCACAGGGGAAUUUCCGUGCGGUCGACCACUUGCGGAUUCUGGUGCUUUUCAGAUCAGCGGCUGCCUGUCGUGAGGAGGCGACAGCCUGGUAGCAGCCAAGCUGACAUCUCUAGCUGUCAGCCGUGGAGAGUCGCGGCUCGCAGGUUGUCGAGGGGAGAAAGCGUGUGAGAGUAGUGGGGCUGUAGCUCCUGUUGCAUACCGCGUAGUAAUGUAGUGAACUGUAGCUGUGUAGAUCUGUGUUCUAUUGACCUUUCACCCCUAUUGACCUCUCACGUUAUCGCCUGGUUCAUGUGUGUUUGACAUGUUUCUGCUACUAUAUUUGACUGUAUAAAUAUACAUAAAAAAAUCUAUAUAUAGGUAUAUAAAUUGAGAUUGAUAUUACCAAGAUAGAUAGAAAGAUAGAUGAACAAGAGAAAGCAGAUAGUAAAACACAAGCAGCAGCUUCAUACUGUGGUCACAUUGAGGAUGAUUAAAACUCUUUACAUCUGCAACUUUACUCACACAUUAAGUGGUUGUCAUACAUCCAAAAAAAAAGUGUUUGUUUUAAGUAUGGAAACCGAUAUCUUUCCUCCUGUGUGCUUCAUGUAUUGCCAUUGUCUUGACAUCAUAUUCAUAACAUUAUUAGAUUUAGCCUCAUACCUUAAACACUGUAUGUUAUGUGCCAUGAAUGCUUUGAAUGAAUGCCGGAAAAUAUCUAUCUAUACAUCCCACGCAGUCGUAGAACAUAAUAUCAGACAACAGCAAUCUGUAGCUAAUCUCUCCACUCGUCCAAAACCUCGCAGGGCCAACAUGUGUCGGAGUAAACACCUCACAAAACUAUGCUCAGCUCUUGUUCAAACACUAUCUGACCUUCGAUUUAAUGCAGUGAGAAAAUCCCAGUUGUAUGUAAUUCAUAAACGCUACUGUAAAGUCUAUAGGUCUGGUGGCCGGUCUUCACCUCGUACCUCAGCUUUUGUAUUUAUCUACCAUGUUUGCUCAUCAUAAUCAUUGAUAUUAAUGAUAGUGGUAGUAUUGGUGGAAGUGAUAUGUUGAUUCUAAUGUUGCUUUGUGUCAUAUAUUCAUUAGUUAUUCUCUAGAUUCUGUAUUGAUGACUAUGCAUAUGGUUAAAUGUACAACUGAAAGCCUUUUUUUAGUUUGUUUUAAAGUCACAGUUUUGCUUUGAUGUUGACACCUGAAGCAUAAACUAAUUGCCUAACUGGUGAAUAUAAAAGUAGGGAUGGGAAUCGAGAACUGGUUUCAGAUUGGAAUCGUAUUCCUCCUAGCUCGUUGCUUUUAUUGAUACCGGCAUGUUUUUUUUGCACAUUGCAAAACAGUGAUGUCAAACUUGUGCAUCCACGCUGCUGGAAACUUGCAACAGCGAGGUCCAAAGUGUGGCUUCAUUUAAAAAAGAGAUGACAACAGUGCUGUUUGUAACGUCAGUAAAAUGAUCAUUUCAAGUUCUAGCGAUAUGCUGGAACAUCCUCGCACACAAGAUGGUCUUAGAUUUCAGGAAUGCCAUGCAUUUGAUGCUACAUGAGUGCCACUGCUUCCAAACCGAGCUGCAUGUCCAUUACAGAGGGUAAAUAUCCUCUGUUAUAAUAACAUUAGCGCCACGCAGGGAGGCUUGGCAAAUUUCCUCUUUGAAAAAGAAAGCACUUAAACAGCGGAGCGUUGUCCUUAAUAUUUUCCUGCCCAGGGUCUGCAGAUGAUAAUUAGCGAUGUGGCUAAUUCUGGCUCAAUAGUUGUGUUGCGCAUGGCCCCUGUUAAAUAAAAACUAAAAACUAAAACCAAGCAGCCACCCUAACUAUAAGAUAAAAUAAAAUAAAAAUCAUUUCCAUUUUAUAAAAAAGUAAAAUACAACACUUAUUACGCUACUGUCAUGUGUGAAGUCUGGACUGAUCACAAGAGGCCAUUUUGGUCUGCAAAGAUACAUGACAGAGCUCAUUGGCCUUCCAAAAUUUGGAUUGAUGUUUUACUUCAUGGACUGUCCUCGGUGAAAACUAAACAUAGAAAGCUGGGGACACUUUCUUUCUGUUAGCAGCAGGCAGCAUCCUCCAGGGCUGAAAUACGAAGCGAAAACAGAAGUGCCAAAAAACUGCAGUUCCUCAAAUGGCCACUUGAGGCUGGCUCUAAACUAAGUCAAUCCCCAUAGACCCCCGUGUUAAAACACCCAACUUUACAGCAGAAAUAAACAUGUUUGCAGCCUGGUAUUAAAAACAGUUUUGGUCUCUAAAGAUAAUUUCAACAUUCAUGACAAUUGUAAAUUUUUCUUUAGCUCAACUGUUUAUACUUUAUCAAGGCUUAAAGUUACGCAUGAUCAAGGGCGUGGCUGCUUUGAGUGACAGGCUGUCUGCUGAUAGUGUCCUUGGCUUCUCAGUCUGAUCCACCCCUCGUUCCUCCACAGCUCCACCCUCUGGCUUCACAAAAACAAGAUGGCGACGGCCAAACUGCCAGACUUAAGGCAGUCCACACACCAAUGAGUGAUGUCACCACAUUUACCUCCAUUAUUUUAAACAGUCCUUGACUAAAACUAGCUUGAGUCAAGUGCAUGCCUUUAUUUCUACUCUGUUUCGACACCUUGUUCAGACUCAGAUAAUAUAACACUUGCGUUGAUGCUAAAAACCUGUGAAGGCCUCCUUUUUUCACACAGAAAUCAAUAAGGGAAUCGAUAAAGAAUUGCACUGAUAAGCAGAAUUAUUGAUGGCAUUGCUAUCAGUAGAAUCUUACCAGUUCCCAUCCCUAUACAAAAGAGCCGGAUGUUAACUAGUCCUGAAAGGCUGACACCGAAGGACCUCUGUUUAAUUCAGCAGGAACGUCUUGUUGCUUUUGAUCUAUCAGGGAAAGCUCUUCAAAGUUUCCUCGUAUUAUUGUGUCAAUGCCAUGUAGCAUGACAUUACCGUCACUAUGGCAACAGUCCAGUAGCAUUAAGUCAAACCAGUGCUCAUAACUUGUAACUUAUGAUCACGAUAAAACGCCAUCAAACGGAUGAAACCAAUGUGCUUACAGGAAGUGAUGAAGAUAAAAUAUCAGUUGACACAUUUUGUUUUUGUUUAUUUGUGAGGUUAUCGUAUAAAUGCAUUUGUUUUCAAGCUGUUAAUUUAUUGGAUGUACUAUUUAUUGAUCUUGAGGUUUCUGAAAGGAAUAGCUCUAUCUGACCCAUCUAGUGUCUCUCUAUCUAUCUGGGUUCUUUAUGUGUGUGUGCGUGCGUGUGUGCGUGUGUGUGUUUGUGAGAGAGACUGUGCACAUGGCAGCGUAUGUGGCAGUGAAAGCAGAGAUGAGUGUGAGCACAUCAGCGUGUCUGCACAUCCUGCACUUUCACUUAUGUGUGUGUGUGUGUAAGUGUAACAAUGAGAUCUGUUCCUCCUCCUCCUCUUCCUCCUCCUCCUCCUCUUUCUCUCUCUGGUGUCAUGUAGCCUGUAGACAUCCCUAUGUCCUACUAUUGCAUAUAGUUCAGUGCCCCUCUAGUGUCAGUCACUGUCCACCUCCUGCAUGUGCUUGUUUGUAAAUACACCAAAUAAAAUGAUCAGUAUAA